AUCCACUUUGGCGCUGAGCACCGCGUUCCCGUCUGGAGAUAUUCAUUCCCCUUUGCUCAAUUAUGUUCACUUUCGCCGCUUUUUGCUACAUGCUUUCCCUUGUCCUCUGUGCUUCUCUGAUCUUCUUCGCCAUCUGGCAUAUAACAGCCUUUGAUGAGCUUCAGACAGACUUCAAGGUUCCAAUCGAUCAGGGCAAUCCACUUCACGCUCGUGAAAGACUUCGGAACAUUGAGAGGAUCUGCUGCCUUCUGCGAAAGUUGGUGCUUCCAGAAUACUCCAUCCAUGUACUCUUCUGUAUCAUGUUCCUGUGCGCUCAGGAGUGGCUUACUGUAGGCCUGAACAUCCCUCUGCUCUUCUACAACACAUGGAGCAGGUACUUUCACAGCCCCACCGACACCAAGGAGCUUCUCUACGAUCCGGCAUCUGUCAUGAAUGGAGACACGCUGAAAUUCUGCCAAAAAGAAGCCUGGUGCAAGAUGUCCUUCUUCGUCCUCUCAUUCUUCUACUAUCUCUACUGUAUGAUCUACACAUUGGUGACCUCAUAACAGAGACGCUCAAAAGUCCCCUUAUCAUAAGACGCUGUAUGGUUGAAAGAAGAGGAGACACAAGUUCAAUCUGGAAAGCAUACGACAGUGUCUGGACCUACAGAUCAGACUUGAACCCCAUCUUUCAAAAGUAAAAGAGCCCCGUGUUGUUUACAGUUCUGACUCAAUGCCCUAGAUAUCUCAUGGACCUUGUGUGAUACGGUUUUCACAACCUCACAGUAACAUUUGCACAGAUUGUCUCAGGCACAGCACAACACGUCCUUUACCACAAACCUGCCAACCUUUACACUCACUAAACGUAGCUUAAAACUCACAUUGGGUAACACGAUUAAAAAAUGUCGGCUAACUUGAACAGCGAAUGUUACAUUUAUACCAGUCACACGCUAGGACAAUGAGUUUGAAUACAUGUUUGUAAAAAGCUUUUGUGAUAUAUAUUUUACGUGUAUUUGUGCACUUCAAAUGUAAGCAUUUUAAUAUGAAAUACGUAUAUGUUGCAUUACUUGUGUACAUAGAGAAAUUUGUGUAAUGCUUUCUGUGCUGGUGUCAGUUGGUCGAGAUGUUUUUGAAGUUUAUAAUUACAAAUGCCGAUAAGGAGGAUUUAUUGUAGAAAACAAGAGCCACUUUUCCACAAUUUUGCACAAACGUUGUUAUGAGUUUGCACAAUAGAUAGUGUUUGGUUGUGGUGAAAAAAAAACAUUUAUACUCCCAGUAUGAGUCUUCCAAUAUAAUAUAAUGUAUCAAACUGAUCACAGAUUUUCAUUAUAGAUGAGAAUUUUUGAAAUCACAGUAUUUGAUUCACAAAUGUUUAUAAAAAAGACAGCAAUACUAACUAGUAAAAAGACAAGAUAUUUAAGAAAUCAAGAGAAAUGUACUUAAUUAAAAAUACAUAAUGAUGCAUUUCUCUGUUUUCCAUGUAUUCUAACUACACUAUCUUUUUAAUGCUAAUAAUGAUGUUGGAUCAAACAAGCCAGUUGUCAUGCAUCUAAACAAACUUCACAAUUACUGUCUGCAAUGCUUCUGUUAAGCACCAUUUAUAAUGUAUAAUACUUAAGACAUCAGUAGACAUACUACAUCAAUUUCUUCACAAUUCUAGGGGAUCAUAAUACCACUCCCCAGCAGAAAUGUAGCCUGUAGCCUGCUGUCUUUUGUAUGCCUUAUGUAGUUAAACGAUGACCAAACAUUUUAUAUCCCUAUUGUGUACGUGUUCACCCAUCCAAUUGUCAG
Messenger RNA from Triplophysa dalaica, 1769 nucleotides. RefSeq names its product cornichon family AMPA receptor auxiliary protein 3 (gene cnih3). The record is from RefSeq and is a predicted model, not a curated record. The transcript has 6 exons. Bases 63 to 545 code for a protein of 160 amino acids. NCBI's taxonomy places the organism in Eukaryota, Metazoa, Chordata, Actinopteri, Cypriniformes, Nemacheilidae. Gene Ontology annotation, cellular component: dendrite; synapse. Gene Ontology annotation, biological process: regulation of AMPA receptor activity; vesicle-mediated transport.